This is a messenger RNA of Boleophthalmus pectinirostris (great blue-spotted mudskipper), 4270 nucleotides long. RefSeq names its product ajuba LIM protein (gene ajuba). Gene Ontology annotation, biological process: response to hypoxia; cytoskeleton organization; regulation of DNA-templated transcription. Gene Ontology annotation, cellular component: P-body; transcription regulator complex; nucleus. The coding region runs from base 1791 to 3884 and encodes 697 amino acids. The record is from RefSeq and is a predicted model, not a curated record. Gene Ontology annotation, molecular function: transcription corepressor activity. The transcript is spliced from 9 exons. Lineage: Eukaryota; Metazoa; Chordata; Actinopteri; Gobiiformes; Gobiidae.
AAUAGUGCCGUUGUCUGGGCGACCGGGUUGGCGGCGCUUUUGAUGAACAUGAUCGUCCGACUGCCUAUGCCCUUUCUUCAGUGAUUAUAAAGUAAAUAUCGUAAGAUAACAAUUUCCUUUGUGACAUAGCAGAAAGUAUAUAAUUUAAGUUAUUUGAAAAGUUUUUAUUUGUUCAUUUUUGUUUGUCGCUUACUUAUCAGGUCAAGUGUUUAGGUUUUAAUUGUAUCUCUAACCUCUACUAUGUAGUCUAUAAAUGUAUAAUUGAACAAGUAGCCAGCCCUAAAAAGCCUAAAAGCCAUGUAUACAAAAGCAAUGAAGAAAUAUUUGUUUAUUAUUUAAAGGUCUGUCCAACCACUGACAUAUAGAUUAUUACUAAUUAUCUAUAAAACAUAGUGCAUUUUAGCACAAGUUAUCACAGGUUCCUAUAAUUAAUUUUGAACAGGGCUGGUUUUGGCGGAGAGCGCAGCGCGUAUGAAUGACGAAACAGCAGGGCUGGGGGGGAAAGGUGUCCCGGCGCCGCUCAUAGAUAAAGAGCAGAGAUCAGUUGUCAAGGUAACGCCGAGGUAACGGUGACGUGUACGCAGGCGGAAGUGCUUUCAAAAUAAAACUCUUUUUUUUAAAGCGAAAACGAUGCACGUGUUUGGUACAUGGAAGUAUUCUAAGUUCUUGUUAUAGAUUCAUAGUUUGAGAAGAUACAUAUUCAGUCUGUUUUUUUGUCUUGGUUCAUUCAGAACAGCACGAGCAGCCGCAGAAGUGUGAUCUGAAAGGAUUAUAUUUUAGAUUAUUUAGUCGUUGCCUCAAGUACCUGGUUAAUAUGUAACCUGGUAAAUCAACAAUGUAUAAUUAUGGACUUACUGUUUAACUGUAAGAGAAAAGGUGGCAGAAGAAUUUCUAAGCAACGUGGAGUAGACUAUUUUGAAAAUCCCAAAUCGGAAACUAUGUUUUUCCAAGACUCGCUUGACCAUGAACAGAGAGAGGGGGAGGUAAGUAAUUAUUUAGGGGGAAGAAAGAAAGAAACAAAGUUGUCGACCGAGCAAAGCACACGGGAAGGAUUUUAUGAACUGAAGCUUCUCGCUUGAAAAUGUCUACGGGAAUUAUCAAAACGAGCACUUUUUAACAUUGUUUUUGCUCUCUGUAAACUUUUCCGCUACUGAGUGAGUUUCAGACCCGGGCAGGAUUUGUGCUUUGGAAAACGGGAAUGAUCAUACAACUCCAGACGGGAGCAGACGGACGUCAGCGUCUUAUUUUUCAUUCAGUUAAUUUCAGUAUGUUUACGUUUUCUGAUCACAUCUGGCUCUGAGAUGAGUGGCAGACGCAUGGACGUGCAUACGGCGAGACAUUCACGCCGCUCUGGAUAAUUAUCUCAGUCAAAAUAACUUGAAAUUGCAUGUUGAACUGGAACACUUUACUAAAAUGCAAACGUGGAUCCACACGAGGGCCCACAAAGGAGGCCCUCCACGGCCAUAGGUCACGGAAAGUGUCGCUUGAAGGGACUGACUGGAGAUUUUCUGAACCAAUGGAGUCACCAGCCCUAUACCUGUGUCCGUAUGUGUUCCACAUGAGGCUAACCAAAUGAGUCAGAGAGGACGUGCUGUGUAUCCACCUUAUCCAUGUCUCUGAAGUCUUAUUUAUAUUUUUGUAUUUAUUCUAAAAGUCCUUUGGCUUUGAACAACUUUUAAGGCCAGUUUUUUAAUAUUGUUAUACAAAUCUUCAUACUGUAUAUGAGACAAUAUUGACCUAAUUUUGGACUUAUUUUUGCAUAUAAACGGGACUUGACACAAAGUAUCAUUAUGGACAGGCCGAUAAGCAAGUUAUUGACGAAACUGAAGCUAACAGACUCUGGCAGUGUGAAAUUCAACAGCUCAAAGAAGAAGCAUGACUCAAGCAGCAACUCAAACAACAGUAAUGCCAACACUGCUGUGUCCAGUGGCAGCUCACUGCCCCCGGCUCCCAGCGCCUCACCCUCCAGACUGGGACAGUUUUCACUGCCCCCUGGGACAUCCAUAGACUCUUCUGUCCCAGUGAGCAGAGCGCCCCCAGGAGGAGGGCCAGGAGCUGGGAUGGUAGCUCCUCAGCUUGUGACCCCUUCACAGAGCUCUACAACCUUGGCCCCAGACACUGAACCACCACUACACCCCUCCACCCUGGCACCAGUAAGGCGGCGCUCCCCACAGCAGCGGGCCUCCUGUUACCUUGGUGAAGGCGUUGAUUCCCACCUGAGGCGAGAGUCUGGCCUGGGCCCUGAGUGUGACCUCUUCGGCUCCAAGGCGUCACUCAAUCAAAGACGCUAUUCCCUUGAGCUGCAGCAGCUGGUCAUGAGGCAGCAGUACCUGUCCCAGCCUCCUCCUCUGUCUGUGCCCCCGGCAUACCCUUCCAUCCCUGGGUACAGCUCGUCCCCCAGGGGCCUGGGAGAGACUGGAUAUCUCCCUGAGCCGGAGCGACACAAGCGCUUUUCAUUGCAAGAGGCACUUUUCUACAAACGCCUGAGCACGGGCAGUGACCUCUGGGAGAGCCCUAGGCCCGCAUCCCUGUCCCACCCUCCACAGCGGCCAUCUGAGGUGAGCGGAGGAGGUGUGGGAGGGGGCUUCUUCUAUCCCCCAGGGCCGGCCCUCAGCCCCUACUCCUCUCUGAGUCUGCAAGAGUCUGUGCUGGUGAGCCCAAGGUCUAGUUUUGCGUCCAGCACAGCCAGCGGUGGCGGUGGUGGCAGCCCUAUGGGCAGCCGCUGCAGCAGUAACAGAACCAGUGGCAUCAGCCUGGGCUACGACUCGCGCUACUCUACCUCUGGUGGGCCUACCCCACAGCAGUCCCCUUCUGUCCCCACUGGCUCCGUGUGUGGAUAUGGACCCCCAGGUCGGCCCGGGAUGACCCCUGUAGAGGCCUGGAGUCAAUACCUGGAUGCAGGGGUGCCCCCCAUCGGUCAGGACAGUCGGCACUCUUACCCUCCCGCUGUGGGCAGUCCAGCUGCUGUGUGUUACCAGACUGGUGCAGAAUGGUGGGAAGAGCAUCAGGCCGGGGCCCAGGGAGAGAGGGCACGCUACUCUGACCAGCCAGGGACCAGGUACCAAGAGGAGCUAACCAGGCUCCUAAUUCGGGAUGCAGCUCUAGAAGGGGAGGGGCUCCCAGGAUCUCUGAAGCUGGAGCAGUGUCCUCCUGCCAUCUCCAAGCCAAGUACAACGCAGGUCUCCACUGCAGGACCAGCCAAAGCCCCAGAAGAUCUCAGCUCCUCAGGGCCCAGAGAGGUGACAGAGAAUCGACAAGAAUACUUUGGGACCUGUGUGAAGUGUGGGAAAGGAGUGUAUGGAGCUGACAAUGCCUGCCAAGCUCUGGAGAGUCUGUACCACACUCGCUGCUUCACCUGUGUCUCAUGUGGACGCACCUUGAGAAACAAGGACUUUUACAAUGUCAACGGCUCUGUGUACUGUAAAGAGGAUUACAUGUUUUCAGGAUUCCAGGCGGCUGCAGAGAAGUGUAGUGUGUGUGGCCAUCUUAUUCUCGAACAGAUCCUGCAGGCUGUUGGGAAUUCAUACCAUCCAGGUUGUUUCCGUUGUGUGGUUUGCUCCAAGGCUCUGGACGGUGUUCCUUUCACUGUGGAUCAACACAGCAACAUCUAUUGUGUGGCAGAUUACAACAAGACUUUUGCUCCUAAAUGUGCUGCCUGUUUACAGCCCAUCCUGCCAUCUGAGGGCAGUGAAGAAAUCCUCAGGGUUGUGUCUAUGAACAAGGACUAUCACUUUGAGUGUUACCAUUGUGAGGAGUGUGGAAAGCAGCUCUCAGAUAAACCUGGAUCUCAGUGCUUCCCGCUGGACUCUCAUCUGCUGUGCCACUCCUGCCACAUGAGCAGAGUGUGCGCCUCUCAAAACAUUCCCCCUCACAACGCGCACUGAACGCCUGUGAUGUGUCUAAGCUGGUCUUAACAUUUCAAUGUAAGAAGUUGUAGCAAAAACAAGACAACUUUCAAACUGCUGUCAGGACAUUUCACCAGCCCCGUGGACAGAUCUGCCUGCUGUAAUUCUUAUUGUGUUACUGUACCAUUUAAAGGGAAUGGGAACAAAACUACUGUCCAUUAAUGCCCAACCCAGAUGUGUGGGUUUGCUGUAGAAGAACAAGGGAUUUUGUUGUGUAUAUACGUAUUAUUAGCAAGACUUUUGCACUUAAAUCUGACUUAACUGUAACGAUGAUUAUGUAAAUUCAAACAUGGGAGAAAAUGUCACUGUAAUUUCUGUAUGUAGUAAUAAAUGCGUCUCCAUGUACAAAACUGAUACAAAAACUA